GCCUGACGCCAGACCGGCUAUCGUUUUCCUCCCUGCGACGCUUUUCUUUUGUGAUACCCAAACAGUACUUUCCCCACUGUCGAUCACCGUCUUCGCGCGAAGCCUGGACAAGAUAGACACAAGUCAUUACUGUCCAACACAUCAACGAGAAGAAAACAGACAUCAUGGGUGAAUCACGACAAGAACUCCUGUCAUGGAUGAACAGCCUCUUGCAGCUCAACAUGACCAAAGUUGAGCAAUGCGGAACUGGCGCUGCCCUCUGCCAAAUCUACGACAGCAUCUUCCAAGAUGUGCCGAUGUCUCGAGUCAAGUUCAACGUCAACACCGAGUAUGCCUACAUACAGAACUUCAAGGUCUUGCAGAACACCUUCGCGAAGCACCAGAUCGACAAGACCGUCCCCGUUCAGGCCCUCGUGAAGUGCAAGAUGCAGGACAAUCUCGAGUUUCUGCAGUGGACUAAGAGGUUCUGGGACCAAUACUACCCCGGCGGUGACUACGAUGCCGUGAGCCGACGCAAGGGCGCUGCUGUGGGAGGCGCCGGCGGCGGCGCUGCACCCCGAGCCGCAGCAGGUAGCGCCGCCGCGCGACGGGUUGGUGGCACGACCCCGUCUGGAGGCGCUCGUCUGGGUGUAGGCAAGGCUGCCGGUGGUGGCGCUGCAUCCGCAGCGCUGCAGGCGGAGAUCACGCAGCUUAAGGAGACGGUGGUGGGUCUGGAGCGGGAGCGGGAUUUUUACUUCUCUAAGCUGCGCGACAUAGAACUGCUCGUCCAGCAGGCUGUCGAGGAAGACCCAGAGCUCGAGAAGCAGGAGGACGGCCUGGUCAAGCAGAUCCAGCUGAUUCUCUACUCGACGGAGGAGGGCUUCGAGAUCCCUGCCGAAGGGGAGGAAGAGGAGGGCUUGGACGACCAGGAGACUUUCUGAUCGCCCUGACCGGCAGGUUGGCGAGAUGCUCCUCUUGAUGAGCCCAUAGAACGCCUCUCCACCUGGACCUGUGCCAACGAGAUCGCUCCGAAAACUUAGGUUGGGGAUGUUGUAAUGGGUUUAAUGUAAGAACUUCGAGAGGGUCUUGAGUGCGUGAUAGACAGAAUCUUGGUCAACUAAGGCAGACUUGUACGGAUAGUCUAGUUGACUUGGGGUCAUGGCACGCCGUGUGGGCAACUUCACUAGUGAUUAGACACAAGAUAAUUAUUUCGCAUUCUC
Cryphonectria parasitica EP155 is the source of this 1199-nucleotide messenger RNA. RefSeq lists its product as uncharacterized. Bases 165 to 920 code for a protein of 251 amino acids. Gene Ontology annotation, molecular function: microtubule plus-end binding. Gene Ontology annotation, cellular component: microtubule plus-end; spindle midzone; microtubule organizing center. The record is from RefSeq and is a predicted model, not a curated record. NCBI's taxonomy places the organism in Eukaryota, Fungi, Ascomycota, Sordariomycetes, Diaporthales, Cryphonectriaceae. Gene Ontology annotation, biological process: spindle assembly; protein localization to microtubule plus-end; regulation of microtubule polymerization or depolymerization. The transcript has 4 exons.